Adelges cooleyi (spruce gall adelgid) is the source of this 2899-nucleotide messenger RNA. Its product is annotated as PAX3- and PAX7-binding protein 1. The transcript has 15 exons. NCBI's taxonomy places the organism in Eukaryota, Metazoa, Arthropoda, Insecta, Hemiptera, Adelgidae. Gene Ontology annotation, molecular function: DNA binding. The record is from RefSeq and is a predicted model, not a curated record. Gene Ontology annotation, cellular component: U2-type post-mRNA release spliceosomal complex; nucleus. Gene Ontology annotation, biological process: spliceosomal complex disassembly; mRNA splicing, via spliceosome. Bases 203 to 2686 code for a protein of 827 amino acids.
UACGGAUUAUUAUUUACCUUAAAAUUACAUUUUUUUUAUAAUUAUUUUACUUAAAUAUAAGUUAUAAUUUAUUUAUUAUUACGGACAGUUUAGUUCUUUGUGAAAUGUCAAUUGAAUCGUUUUCAUAAUAACACUUGUGGUCUAAAACCAAUUUGUUUAUAGUUAAAAAUUGAUUCUCCUUUAUAUUGGUAUUAUAGAGACUAUGGCGGCAUUAUAUUUUAAAAAACCUAAAAGAAAUCUACGAGUCAGAGAUUCUGACGAAUUGUUCGACGACGAAAAUGAAGAAAAAAUUAACAAUGAAUAUGGCGCUAAACCACCGCCUAAAUCAAAUAAAAGCAAAGAAAGCAAAAAAGUCAGUACACUAAGUUUUGAAGAUGAGUUAAAUGAAUGUGAUGAUGGUGAAGAGUUCAAAGUCAGAAAAUCAUCUUACAGUAAAAAAAUUAAGAAGCAAAUGAACAAAGAGAAAAUGGGACGAAAUAAGGUUGAAACUGAAAAAAAAUCUAAAAUUACUACUAAUAACACAUUCCAAUCUGUAAUAAUUAAAGAGUCUAAAAAAAAUUCAGAACCCGUUGAAAAAGAAAUUAUGCUUACUGGACGUGAUGCUGAAAUGGCUGGAUAUGAAUCAUCUGACGAAGAGCGUGACACAUUUCAUCCUUCUGUUCAUCGUUUUUCUAAUCCAGAAGAUGUAAAAAUAGUGUUAAAAAAGGGACAAAUUCCAAACGCAGCAUUAAUUCAUGCUGCUAGAAAAAGAAGACAACAAGCUCGUGAUAUGGGAGAAGACUUUAUACCUGUAUCGCAGUCUCAAGGCGACACCAAUAAUACUGAAAAAGAACCGACUGUUGGUAGACGUUUGACUCGUGAAGAAGAUGAAUUGGAGGAUAGUGAUGAUGAUGGUAGAAUUGUUAUGUCUGGGAUUGUUAGUCAAGCCGAAGACCGGAAAAAAAGCUUGCAUAUUACAAUGACUGGACUUGUUCUAGACAACGCUAACAGCGAUGAAAUUCAAGAUAACGAUGAAAUGGACGAAGAUGAUAAUGACUGGGAAACCCAACAAAUUCGGAAAGGAGUUACAGGAUCACAGUUGGCAGCAGCGCAACAAGAGUCUACGUGUAUGAAUAUGUAUAGUAAUGUUGUCCCUCAUCCUGCAAUUCCGCAAGUAACAACUAUAAUGAUGGAGCAAAAAGACAAAAUAAUCAACACUUAUGCUCCACAUGGUUUAGCGUCUACAAUGAAACCAAAUGAAAUUGUAAAAAAAACCAACGAAAUAUUAGCCGAGCUUAAAGAAAAGCAGCGUCCUGAUAUUAAAUAUUUUGAAGAUAUGAGAGAUGAAAUACCAGAGAUCCAAGAUAGAGUUGAAAAACUUAAAAGAAAUGUUCCAGAGUUGGCUGAAUGUUUUCAGUUUUACCAAGAUUUACGUGGGUACGUCACUGAUCUGGUAGAAUGUCUCGAUGAAAAGAUUCCUGUUCUUGUCAUGUUGGAACAACGUCUUUCUAGUGCGUAUGAAAAAAGACGUAGUGACCUAUUAUCCAGACGAAGAUUAGAUGUAAGGGAUCAAGCUGACGAAGCAAUGCCAACAUCAAAUAAGUUAGGAUCAUCUUCAGCAGUUCCUCCGAGGUCAGAAGAACAACAAAGAAGAGCAGCUGAGCGUGAAGGUCGUCGUAUAAGACGUAUGAGGAACAGAGAAUUAAAAGCCAUCAGUAAACAUGCAGAUGGCAUGUCAACUGACGAAGAAGUUCCAGAAACAGAUGCAGCUGCUCUUAGAUCUCAAAUAGAGGUUAUAAAAAAUGAUGCAAAUGUCUUAAUGGAUGAUGUUCUUGACGAGUUCGCUUCAGUUGAAUUAAUUUUGAGACAAAUGUUUGAAUGGAAAAAAAAGUAUCAAGAGACCUACACAGAAGCUUAUGUCAAUGUUUGUUUGCCUAAAUUAGUUGGGCCUUAUGUUCGUCUUGAAAUGCUAUUUUGGAAUCCUCUAGAGGAUAAUCAAAAGUUUGAGGACAUGCUGUGGUUUAAAAGUAUGCAAAAGUAUACCGUGAAUGGAAUGUCCAAUAUAGAACAACUAUCGAAAAAUGUUGAUUUAGAAUUAAUACCAAAAAUAAUAGAAAAAGUUGUAUUGACUAAGCUUGACCAAAUUGUGUUGACACAAUGGGAUCCUUUGUCAUCAAAACAGACAAAAGGAAUUACUUGUGUUAUUAAGAAUAUACUAGAUAAUUAUCCUACUAUUGAUCCUGAUAGUAAGCUAUUAAUGGCACUACUGACAAAUAUAGUAGAUAGACUACGAGAUGCUGUUGAUAAUGACGUUUUUAUUCCAAUUUAUCCAAAACAAGUAAUGAAUUCUGGAAGAAUGAAUGUAUUUUUUCAAAGGCAAUUUAAUGUAGCUGUAAAAUUAUUAGGUAAUAUCCUUUGUUGGCAUCACAUAAUUGAAGAUGCAGUGCUUAUAGAUCUAGCAAUUAAUCAAAUAUUAAAUAGAUAUUUGCUUAUGUCUAUAAGAACACUUCAGCCCUUAGAAGCAAUACUUAAAGUUACCAUGGUUGCCAAACUCUUACCUAUAUCAUGGCUAUCGUAUGGAAAUGCUACGCCUAAAGAAUUAACAUCAUUUUUAAAUCAAUCAAAGUUGGUGGCUAUCGAAAUAGAUAAAUCUCAACCACAAGCAAAGCUUGCACUGGACAAACUGAAUGAGGUGUUGAAAUUGUGAUAUAUUUUUGUCUUGUAUCAUCACGCAUAAUGUCAUAUUGCCCAGCCGUUGUACUACACCAGUUGUAUUUAAUUAUAAAAUUCAUUAAAUUAAUUUGAUGUUUUCAUUUUAGUAAUGUUCUACUAAUAUGAAAUAAAAAAAAUUUAAAACAUACAAAGAAUUUACUUUUAUGAAAAAACAGUAUAAAUAUUGAAUUAAAUCAAUGCUUAUAUG